UUUCGGGCCCUCUUCGUCUUGACGUGGCGACUGCCGCCAUAUUGAACCGCUGCGUCGUCACUGGUGAGGAGAAACGGUCCCGAGAGGAGCCUUUACCUGUCAGUGCCACACCUGUUCCCCCCCCGCCCCCCGCGUUGCCAUGGCGACCUUCGCGGAGUACAUCGCUCAGAACGAGGAGCGCGACGGCAUCCGCUUCAGCUGGAACGUGUGGCCGUCCAGCCGCCUGGAGGCGACCCGGAUGGUGGUGCCGGUGGCGGCCCUGUUCACCCCCCUGAAGGAGAGGAUGGACCUGCCCCCCAUCCAGUACGAGCCCGUCCUGUGCAGCCGGGCCACCUGCCGGGCGGUCCUCAACCCCCUCUGCCAGGUGGACUACAGGGCCAAGCUGUGGGCGUGCAACUUCUGCUACCAGAGGAACCAGUUCCCUCCAUCGUACGCCGGGAUCUCCGAGGUGAACCAACCCGCGGAGCUGCUGCCGCACUUCUCCACCAUCGAGUAUGUGGUCCAGCGCGGGCCUCAGAUGCCAUUGGUCUUCCUGUAUGUGGUGGACACCUGCAUGGACGAUGAGGACCUGCAGGCUCUGAAGGACUCCCUGCAGAUGUCCCUGUCUCUGCUGCCCCCCACCAACCUGGUGGGGCUCAUCACCUUCGGACGCAUGGUUCAGGUUCAUGAGCUGGGCUGCCAGGGGAUCUCCAAAAGCUACGUCUUUAGGGGGACCAAGGACCUGAGCGCCAAACAGCUGCAGGAGAUGCUGGGUCUCGCAAAACCCUCGGCAGCUCAGAGUCGGGGUCCUCAAACGGCGGCGCAGCCUCCUCUGACCAACAGGUUCCUGCAGCCGGUCCAGAAGAUUGACAUGAGCAUGAUGGAUCUCCUGAGCGGCCUUCAGCGGGACCCCUGGCCCGUCACACAGGGCAAGAGGCCACUGCGCUCGCUGGGCGUCGCCUUGUCCAUCGCUGUGGGACUCCUGGAGUGCACCUUCCCCAAUGCUGGGGCUCGGAUCAUGACGUUCAUUGGGGGCCCGGCGACGCAGGGGCCCGGCAUGGUGGUAGGGGAUGAGCUGAAGACCCCCAUCAGGUCCUGGCAUGACAUCGAGAAGGACAAUGCCAAGUUCAUGAAAAAAGCCACCAAGCACUUUGAGUCUCUGGCCAACAGAGCGGCGGCCAGCGGACACAUCAUCGACAUCUACGCCUGUUCGCUGGACCAGACGGGGCUGCUGGAGAUGAAGUGUUGCCCCAAUUACACGGGAGGCUACAUGGUGAUGGCCGACUCCUUCAGCACGGCUCUGUUCAACCAGACGUUCCAAAAGGUCUUUGGCAAGGAUGUUCAGGGCAGCUUCCGGAUGGCUUUUAGCGGCACACUGGAGGUCAAGACGUCCAGAGAGAUCAAAGUGUCCGGAGCCAUCGGCCCCUGUGUGUCCUUGAAUGCCAAAGGACCCUGCGUCUCUGAGAACGAGAUCGGGACUGGAGGAACCUCGCAGUGGAAGAUCUGCGGUCUGGAUCCCAGCACUACCCUGGCUCUCUACUUUGAGGUCGUCAACCAGCACAACGCCCCCAUUCCUCAGGGCGGCCGGGGGGCCAUCCAGUUCGUCACCCAGUACCAGCACUCCUCUGGACAGAGACGCAUCCGGGUCAGCACCACAGCCAGGAACUGGGCGGACGCUCAGACUCAGAUCCAGAGCAUCGCAGCGUCCUUCGACCAGGAGGCGGCUGCCGUUCUGAUGGCGAGGUUGGCGGUGUAUCGGGCUGAAACGGAGGAGGGGCCGGACGUGCUCAGGUGGCUGGACCGACAGCUGAUCCGACUGUGUCAGAAGUUUGGAGAUUACCACAAAGACGACCCAACCUCCUUCCGGUUCUCCGAGACCUUCUCUCUGUACCCCCAGUUCAUGUUCCACCUGCGGCGCUCUCCGUUCCUGCAAGUGUUCAACAACAGUCCGGACGAGAGCACCUACUACCGACACCACUUCAACCGGCAGGACCUGACCCAGGCGCUCAUCAUGAUCCAGCCCGUGCUCUACGCCUACUCCUUCAACGGACCCCCCGAGCCGGUUCUGUUGGACAGCAGCAGCAUCCUGCCGGACCGGAUCCUGCUCAUGGACACCUUCUUCCAGAUCCUCAUCUAUCACGGAGAGACGGUGGCUCAGUGGAGGAAAGCCGGUUACCAGAACAUGCCCGAGUACGCCAACUUCCAGAAGCUGCUGGACGCCCCCCAGGACGACGCGCGGGAGCUGCUGCACACUCGCUUCCCCAUGCCGAGAUACAUCGACACGGAGCAAGGCGGCAGCCAGGCCCGCUUCCUGCUGUCCAAAGUCAACCCGUCACAGACCCACAACAACAUGUACACCUGGGGACAGGAGUCUGGCGCUCCCAUCCUGACCGACGACGUCAGCCUGCAGGUGUUCAUGGACCACCUGAAGAAGCUGGCGGUGUCCAGCGCCGCCUGAACCUGGUGCAGCCCACCUGUCAGCGCCCCCUCCCCCGAAUUCAGUGUCAUAGCUGCAUUUGCUGCCUGGGCUUUAAAGAACAACCAUCGUACACUCCGACUGACCUUCACCUGACAGUGACCCGAGGCCCCGAGCUCUGCUGUUGAUUGCCUAAUUCUUUGCUUUUCAUUUUUAACCUUUACCACCUGAAGUAGGCGGAGCUUCUGGCAGCUCACUGAGCUUUUCAGCCUGUCAGAUCUUUGGCUUCUCCCAGAAUGCUCUCUGCCUGAGGAGCUCCCCGCAGACGGGAACCUGUCAUGGUCGACUGAUGCAAACCUCUGAACAUUUGACUGAGAGUCCACUUGAAAACAUUUCCACACCAGCCUGAUUUGUUGUUCUCCAGCGUUCGUGGACUCCCGCCUGCUGCCUGGCUCCACGGCGCCGCGUUCACCUCAGACGUCAAGUGCAGGCCGGGGAGCAAACCCGCCGGUUUCUCUGUUUGUGUUUGUAAUAAAAGUUUUCUGAGAAAAA
This is a messenger RNA of Oryzias latipes (Japanese medaka), 2947 nucleotides long. RefSeq names its product Sec23 homolog A, coat complex II component (gene sec23a). Gene Ontology annotation, cellular component: COPII vesicle coat; endoplasmic reticulum exit site. NCBI's taxonomy places the organism in Eukaryota, Metazoa, Chordata, Actinopteri, Beloniformes, Adrianichthyidae. Gene Ontology annotation, molecular function: zinc ion binding; GTPase activator activity. The record is from RefSeq and is a predicted model, not a curated record. Gene Ontology annotation, biological process: endoplasmic reticulum to Golgi vesicle-mediated transport; COPII-coated vesicle budding; intracellular protein transport.